Bradysia coprophila is the source of this 687-nucleotide messenger RNA. RefSeq lists its product as uncharacterized. Lineage: Eukaryota; Metazoa; Arthropoda; Insecta; Diptera; Sciaridae. The record is from RefSeq and is a predicted model, not a curated record. Gene Ontology annotation, molecular function: protein binding.
UUGAGUCUCUACCGUUCAUCUUAAUAUUUGAAAUUUGCAUAACAUUUUUCAUUGAUAUCUGGUCGUAAAAUCUACUUAUCGAAAUUAAAUUUUUUUCGAAGAGAUGUCUGUGUUCAUCGAAAUGAGGACCAUCAUUUUGUUGGUUUUCUUAUAUCUUGCAUCGUCUACCUCAUCCGAAGAAGUUCCCGCUGACAGAAAUAUAACAUUGAGAGCAUACCUCGAGGGCAUGUUCGCUCCAGUAGAAACAAAUCAUGCCGCUAUAGAGCACGUGGCUCGAAUGGGAGCCCAUCAUGACGACUUUCAACGUCAUUUUGAAGAAUUUUACUCUGUUUGUUCGGCGAAUGGCGAGAAAAUUCUUUGUCCCGAUGUUCAGCAGCUCAAGGCCUCUAAUCCGAAUUACACACUUGUAGAUGUGAUUCAAUUACUUGUCGACGAAGGUGCUGAUAUUAACGCUAAAGCAAAAUUUUCCGAAAGUUCGAUAUUUUUAACGUUGCGAAUUGGCAGCGGACACAUUAGAAUAUCGAUGAGUAAGUGUUACAUAGAAAGCAAAUGAAGGAAAAAUCAUCUUGCCCAGCCUCGGAUUUGAACACGGGAGCUCUCGACUCAUAAUCGAGAGGUCCCGUGUUCAAAUCCGCGGCUGGGCAAGAUUAUUUUUCCUUCAUUCGCUUUUUAUGUAACACUUACUCA